UACGUAUGUGCUUUUAUCUGAAAUUGCGAAGAAGAUUUUCGGUAUAAAAGCCUAGAAUGGCGCAGCAAAGUCAUUCAGUGUUUACUAGACAAUUACCUAUCAUGGCUGGUACUUUCCUGUUCGCAACGAUUCUGUGCUUGGCUCUGGGCAAUGCUCUGGCAGCCGAUGUGCUCGAAGGAUCCUACAACGUGACCCAAGUGUGCACCAUGGUGAAGACGGGCACCUCACUGGGCAGCAUUCAAUCCUGCGAUUAUUAUUACGUCUGCGGCUCAUCUGGACCUGUGAAGACUACCUGCUCAACUGGUUACUCAUACAACUUUAGGACUCAGACCUGCCAGCCCACCGCCCAAGUGACCUGCUACUAUGGCAUGGAGAAUCCAUGUGCUGGCAAGACUGGCUCCAAUUUUGUGCCAAAAGUGAACACUUGCAAUGGUUGGUACUGGUGCAAUGGCGAAAAGAUUGGCAACACUGGCACCUGUGCAAGCGGACAGAAAUUCGAUAGCACAGCCCAGAAAUGCGUCUAUGGCAGCUGCUUAGCGACUGACAGCACCGAUGAAGACUCUCUGUCAAGCUAUUGCGAUGUGGUGCCACCCGGCAUGUACUUUGGAAGCGUUAGUAAUUGCAAGCAAUGGUACACUUGCAGCAGCAACGGCACACUCUCAACUGGAGAUUGCGCGUCAAGCGCAUUCAUUGUGCAAACCGGUUCGUGUGGCUAUAGCACCGAUGCCGGAGCCUGCGAUAGAAUUGUCGAAGCAGCCACGCCCUCAUCGUGCACUACGUCUGGCACCAAGGCACCAAGUAACACCACAUGCGGCACUUGGUAUUUGUGCAAUGGCAGCACCUAUGUGGAGCAAAUCUGUCCCACUGGCACCUACUAUGAUGUCGGCACAGAGGCCUGCGUCACCCGUGCGACUGCAACUCCGGCCGCUGGCUGCAAUCGUUGCCAGUAUGCAACAACUACAUUUGUCAAUGCUGUCAACGAUGAGCUUUGCGACACUUAUUACUAUUGCUCUGACGGCAAGGCUGGCUCUGUUACCACAUGUCCAGGAGAACGCUUUUUCAAUGAAGACAUCCAGGCAUGUGAUACUGAUUCCAAACUAGCGGCAUACGUGCCAACGCAUGGUGCCUGCAAGGGAGCCAGUGUCUCCUCUACCUCUACGACAGUUUCAGGUGCAACUGAUUCCAGCGCUUCCACUGUCUCAGGUGAAACUGCAGCGAGUGACGCAUCGACUGACGCACCCACCACUGUCGAAGCCACCACAGUGAAUGAAACUAAAUAGCUAUAAACAAUACUGUGGCCACCAAUAAUAAAUAAAGCAAGCAUUUUAACAAAA
Molecule: messenger RNA, 1334 nt
Organism: Drosophila albomicans
Lineage: Eukaryota; Metazoa; Arthropoda; Insecta; Diptera; Drosophilidae
Product: peritrophin-48-like
Exons: 3
Coding region: 57-1280 (407 amino acids)
Cellular component (GO): extracellular region
Molecular function (GO): chitin binding
Source: RefSeq, a predicted model, not a curated record